GAUCCUAAAGCCCGAUCACUCUAGCAAGAUAUUCAAUGUCAACCGAAAAUCACUGUCAUUUAUGAAUAAUAAAUAGGAAUUAAGGAUCGUUAAAGAAGGUCAACCUAAGCUGAUUCAGCCCUUGAAUUCAAGAGCACAGUGCCCGCUACAACGACUUAGGGAGCAAAUCUCCAUGGCGAGCCAAUGAGCAUUUUAUGUUUCUCUAAGUAACGACGUAAAUGGCAUUGAAGAAGUCGAAUUCCACUGAGUUUGUUUACAGAAAAAAAAGCGAUUUAGCGAUAGCUACCAUAUGCUGUUGGUUCCCACCUCGGUGAUACAGCAGGGAGAAAGCAGGUAAACUCGCAACAGUGACGUCGUUGUCUGGGUUAUUAGAAUGUAAGGGAGACGAGAGUUCAUGUGGAAAAACUUCAAACAAACAAAUAGCAACAGAAGCAAUAUUUCUGGGAAACAUAAAGGAUGGGAAGCAAAAAUGAUUCAUCUUGAUGGCAAGCUUGAAGUAAUCAACAUGCAAAAAGACGGUCGGGUUUUUAUAAACGUCCGCGGUACCAUAUACGAAACAUGCUUCUCCACACUAUCGAGAUUUCCUGAAACUUUGCUAGGAUCUGUAGCAGCGAGAUCAAAAUAUCUUGAUAUACAUCGCAACGAGCUUAUUUUUGACAGAAAUAUCGAGGCAUUCGAGAGCAUCCUGUUUUAUUACCAAUCAAACGGAAUCUUAGCCAAACCAAUUUGGUUAUCAUUGGAACUGUUCGAAGAAGAAUGUCGCUUCUUUGGAAUCCAUGAAGAUAGAAUAGCUAAGCUCAGGACACAACCAGAGGGUCCAAGGAAAAAGGUUGUGGAAUACUUUCAAAAUACCUUCAAAUCAAAGGCAUGGCAGUUUUUUGAGAACCCCGAAUCGUCUACUGGAGCGAAGGUCUACUCGAUAGUGACAUUUGCUCUCAUAAUUAUAUCGUUAUCCAUUGAGUUUGCCUUGACUGUACCUGAAGUACAAAGAGACCUUAAGUCCAAAAACAGAUCAGGACGAGUUUUGAAGGCAUUUAUGACGUCAGAAAUGGUGUUCCACGUAUUUUUUGCAACCGAUUUUGUUUUGCGAAUAUUUUUUAGCCCAAGUGUGCUACGAUUCUUUAUCUCUGCAACCAAUAUCAUUGACAUAUUAGCAAUUUUUCCGUAUUUCAUGAAAUUCUCGUUUGACUUAGAAAAACAGUAUGCCAAGCUAGAUUUUCUACGUGUAUUGCGAACAGUCCGUGUCUUGAGAAUGUUUCGCCUCUCGAAACACUCGCGAACCUUAGAUGCCGUAAUUAGCAUCAUACGGAACUGCUUUCAAGAUUUCUUGGUACUUGCGCAAUGCAUUCUGGUUGCCUGUGUUUUGUUUGCCAGCAUAACGUACUUUGCCGAGCAAGGAUCUCCGGACACACAGUUUACAAGCAUACCAGAGUCAAUGUGGUGGGCUUUGCAGACAAUGGUAUGCCUUGGUUAUGGAGACAUUGUUCCUAUUACCCUGUCUGGGAAGAUCGCAGGGUCUUGGGUGGCGAUAAUUGGAGCAGUAACCCUCACUGUACCUUUGGUUUCCAUAGGUGGGAAGUAUAUGUUUACGUACACUCGAACGUUCUCUUUAUCCAUUGGUCGCGACAUGAACAUGACUACUGGAGGAGUAGACGCAACGAGGGGUAGAGCUCAUUCAGGUAUAUCAAAUCUAUAGUAUGUAAAAACUUAAUAUUUAAAAAGGCAGAAGAGUUUACGGAAAUGCUUGGCAGUACAUCAGUGAGAUGAUUAAGUAAUCACCCUCAUCACCCUCAACUCAACGAAACCGCUCAAAAAUACUUCUUUUAGAAGAUUAGAUAUCUGCCUCUGAUUCAGUUGAGAUAGAUAAUAGAAAAAAGAGUUCUUUGCAACAUAUUAAGUGUUCUUUUCUAUAUUCGGUUAUGCUUUGCUUUGGUAUGUCAUUUUUCUUUCCUUCAAGUAGCAAUCUAGAAGUUUGGAAUUAGAGAAAUUUUAAGAAACUUUUUAAAAUCAAGAAAAAAUUAACGGAGUACUUACUGACCCCGACCUUAGUUUCCUUAUAACAAUGGCGUGUAUAACUUUCUCCUUAAAAGUAAGUAUUUUCUCCAGCACAUAAUGAAAAAACUGGACUGAUCCUUAACUAGUGGCUUGAUCUCUGGCUCGUCCUUCCCUCCCCUUUUGAAGGUUCCAAUUGCAUUUUUAUUGUGCAGUUGUCCCCGAGGUUAUUUUCCAUGAAUCAUUACAAUUUAUGGUAAUAUUGUUAACUUACUACGAUUGCAAGAAUAAAUAAAGAAAUGGCCAAAAAAAUGUACAAUUGUCUGUUAAAAAUGAAAGCAAGGAGAUAGUGUUUUUAUA
Messenger RNA from Rhopilema esculentum, 2352 nucleotides. Its product is annotated as potassium voltage-gated channel subfamily A member 4-like. Lineage: Eukaryota; Metazoa; Cnidaria; Scyphozoa; Rhizostomeae; Rhizostomatidae. The record is from RefSeq and is a predicted model, not a curated record. Gene Ontology annotation, molecular function: voltage-gated potassium channel activity. Gene Ontology annotation, biological process: action potential; potassium ion transmembrane transport; protein homooligomerization. Gene Ontology annotation, cellular component: membrane; voltage-gated potassium channel complex.